Messenger RNA from Trifolium pratense (red clover), 2634 nucleotides. Its product is annotated as protein STRUBBELIG-RECEPTOR FAMILY 6-like. Lineage: Eukaryota; Viridiplantae; Streptophyta; Magnoliopsida; Fabales; Fabaceae. Gene Ontology annotation, biological process: protein phosphorylation. The transcript has 16 exons. The record is from RefSeq and is a predicted model, not a curated record. Bases 283 to 2421 code for a protein of 712 amino acids. Gene Ontology annotation, molecular function: ATP binding; protein kinase activity; protein binding.
AGAACAAUAACAACAACGUUAAUUUAUAUAGAAUUUAGACAGUGAGAUAAGGUUAGAAAAUAAACAACAUACGUGUCCUUGGAAUCUACUACCUAAAUCGUGCUUGCCAGCUUUACUCUUACUCAGUUAUGGAACCAACAUAUAUAAACAACAACGGAAUGAAACCCAUUUAUUAAAUAUUAAUCAAAAUCAAAUUUUGACAAAAAGGGGUGCAUUGAAUAUUUAUUUUACUUUCUGGGUAGGAAGAUUUUUUUGGUUCAAAGAUUGAUUCAGUGAGAAAACAUGUCGGUGGAUCCAUGGCUGAUGCUGAUGUUGAUGUUCAUCAGCAGCACUUGUACUCUUGUCAUCAAUGGUGACACAGAUCCAAAUGAUGUCUCUACUUUAAUGUCUUUGUUUCAAAGCAUGAACUCACCGUCCCAGCUAAAUUGGCCGGCCAAUGGCAAUGAUCCUUGUGGACAAUCUUGGACAGGCAUCACUUGCUCAGGCAACCGAAUCACCGAAAUUAAGUUACCUGGUCGUGGAAUAUCCGGAACUUUGAGUUACAAUCUACAAUCCCUGACAGCUCUGACCAACCUAGAUUUGAGUAACAACAAUCUUGGUGGCACUAUACCGUACUCGUUUCCUCAACAAACAUUGCAGCACUUAAAUCUUGCUAAUAAUAAUUUCAAUGGAGGGAUACCUUAUGUUUUUUCUGAUAUUCCUUCUCUUAUAAGCCUGAAUCUUGGUCACAAUCAACUCAACCAAGGACUGUCUAUGAGCUUUCAAAAGCUUACUUCCCUUACUACAUUGGACGUUUCUUCCAAUUCUUUUACUGGAGAGCUCCCUCAGACUAUGAACGCACUAUCAAGCAUAAACACCAUGAAUCUACAAAACAACCAAUUUACAGGAACCAUCAAUAUCCUUGCUGAUCUUCCUCUUCAAAAUUUGAAUAUCGAAAACAAUCAUUUUACCGGCUGGAUACCAGAACAGUUGAAAAACAUAAACCUACGAAAGAAUGGUAAUUCGUGGAGCUCUGGACCUGCACCCCCACCUCCUCCUGGUACACCUCCAAUAAACAAAAACAAUGGUAAUCACAAGUCUGGUGAACCUAAAACCUCGUCAGGUUCUGGUUCAAGUGACGGAAGCAAAAAAUCCGGUAUAGGAGGUGGUGCCAUUGCUGGAAUAGUGAUCUCGAUCUUAGUUGUUGGCGCAAUAGUAGCAUUCUUUCUGGUGAAGAAAAGAUCCAAGAAGUCGUCUGGAGAUGUGGAAAAGCUAGACAAUCGACCCUUGGCUCCUCAUACUUCAAAUGAAGUGCAUGAAAUGAAUUCAACGCAAACUUCUUCUGUAAUUGACUUGAAGACAUUUGAUACUUCUGCGGCCUCAAUAAAUCUUAAACCCCCUCCUCAUAAAUCGUUUGAUGAAGACGAGUCUCCAAAGAAGCCCGCUGUUGUCAAGAAGACCGUAGCACCUCCUGCAAAUCUGAAAUCAUAUUCUAUUGCUGACCUACAGAUUGCUACGGGAAGCUUCAGUGUUGAUCAACUUCUCGGCGAGGGGUCUUUUGGACGUGUAUACCGUGCUCAAUUUGAUGAUGGAAAGGUUCUUGCUGUGAAGAAGAUAGAUUCAUCUGUCCUUCCUAAUAAUUUGUCUGAAGAUUUUAUGGAGAUAGUUUCUAAUCUUUCCCAUUUGCAUCAUCCGAAUGUGACGGAGCUUGUAGGUUAUUGUUCAGAGCAUGGACAACACCUCUUAGUCUAUGAGUUUCACAAAAAUGGAUCACUGCAUGAAUUCCUUCACCUCCCUGAUGAGUUCAUUAAACCGUUGAUAUGGAAUUCACGUGUCAAGAUUGCUUUGGGAAUUGCACGCGCUUUAGAGUACCUACAUGAAGUUUGUUCGCCAUCAAUUGUUCAUAAGAAUAUAAAGGCAGCCAACAUAUUGCUUGAUACUGAUCUUAAUCCUCAUCUAGACAGUGGAUUGGCCAGCUAUAUUCCAAAUGCAAACCAGGUAUUGAACAAUAAUGCUGGAUCUGGAUACGAGGCUCCAGAAGUCGGGAUGUCUGGUCAGUAUACUCUUAAGAGUGAUGUCUAUAGCUUUGGAGUUGUCAUGUUGGAGCUUCUAAGUGGACGCAAACCAUUUGAUAGUUCAAGAUCAAGAUUUGAGCAGUCGUUGGUUCGAUGGGCGACACCUCAACUCCAUGAUAUUGAUGCAUUGGCUAAAAUGGUUGAUCCUGCACUAGAAGGACUAUACCCUGUCAAGUCCCUUUCUCGAUUCGCUGAUGUCAUUGCUCUUUGUGUUCAGCCGGAACCUGAAUUCCGACCACCUAUGUCAGAAGUGGUUCAAGCACUAGUUCGGUUAGUGCAACGAACCAACAUGAGCAAACGUACAUUUGGAACUGAUCAAGGAGGAUCCAACCGAGGAGGUGAUGACCAAGACACCCUAGACAUGUAAAUGGAAACAAAAUCCUUGUGUUGAUAGAAUGGCUUCAAAGGAAUAUAAUAUGCGUCUCAUUUUCAUCGUUUCUUUUUAACCCUUCGACAGUUUCUUCGAGUGAGAUUGAUUUGUACCAUUGAUCAUUGAGGCUAGACAAACUAUUCAUGUAUUUUACUCAGCUAUUUAUUUUAUUUGUUAUAUAUAAAUCUCAAUAAUUUAAUUGUUUGUAAA